AUGAGUCUCGAGGCAUUCCGUUGGCACGAGUUAGUGCAGGUUUGUACCGAAUUGGGAAUCGAUUUAGGGCAGACCAAACGCAAACCGCAUAUUAUAAAACUCCUUCAGGCCGAAGACGUCAGCAUUGAAGAGUUCACGGAGGCUCUGGAGGAAGUUCGCGAAAGGGAGCGGGAGGAACGCAGAAAGCGGGCCGACGAGGAGGCUCGCGAGAGGGCUAGAAAAGAACUCGAGUGGGCUCUCGAGUGUAAGAGAUGGGAACUCGAGAAACGCGAGUACAAGCGCGAAAUCGAGAGGCUCGACUACGAGUUCGAGCAGCUCGAGCUCGCGAAGAAAGCGCGGGAGUUGGAGGCUCUUUCUCGGGCUGCAACAGGCGUUGAAGGGGUGACACGAAAGGCGUGUCAGGGAAAGGAGAAAGUGGGAGCUGGGGGCACAGAGAUGACCGAAAACCAGCGUCUUUCUCCCGACACGACCGUCACCGAUCUUCGCAAGACCGACCCAUACCCCGAGCGGCGGGACGGCGAAAGUGACGUGGAGGCAGCGACAGAAUUGGUGUGUCAGGAAAAGAAGAAAACUGGAGCUGGGGACACCGAGGUGACCGGAAACCAGCGGGUUUCUUCCGACGCGACCGACGCUGUUCCACGCGAGACCGACGCCGUUCCGCGCAAGACCUGCCGAACGCCCGAGCGGCAAGAAAAGGAAGAGAAGGCUCUUCGGGCGUCCAGCUGCGACUUCCCGGAGGACGAAGGCGAUGCCAAGACAGAAGCGACGCCGGGGGAGUCCAGCCAGCUCAUGGAGAGCGGCGCCGAGAUGCAACAAACAGCGGUUCAGCAAACAAGCCAGGAUCCUGACCGCUCUGAUCGGCACCCGUGCGGCUUUGAGGACAAGCCCACGGCGCCGUCGCAGGAGUCCACGCGGCUGACCAGGAGGGAGGUGAUUGGGAUUUCCUUCGACAAGGUCAACCACACCUGCCUGGUACGGCUGCGGAGCCCGGACUCCAGACCAUUCACGGAGUCGAGGUGCAAGGAGGACGUCGACGAGUACGCGUCCCGCAGCGAGUCGUCGUGGUUGGAGGACGGGAGACCCCAAACCGGCCAUCCCAGGGUACCUGCAACCGGAAGCGGCUGCGCGAGCAAGGGAUCCACCGGGGACACGAUGGAGCCCGGGCGGGACAGAGCAGACCCGUCGCAGGUGCAUCUAAGGACGUCGUCGUGCUCGCGGCAUGGGAGAUCCGAGACCGAGAACCUGGAUGCCGUCAGGAGCAAGCGACCGAGGCCGAAGAAGAAGAGGCGGCGCCGAAUUAGCGUUGUACGUUCUGGCAGCAACGCUUCCUGCAGAGAACGUCGAGGCAAGCGCGACGAGCGCCACUUCAAGAGGAGGAAGCGGUUCUCGAGGCUGGGAGGGGGCAAACUCCAGGACCCCCACCCCAACGAGCCACGGACCCACAGCUCAAGUACGAGCAAGAAUCCUGGAGAAGGCAACAACGAGCCUGGAACGACUCGGCGAGGUUCCAGACGGAGUCACAGCCCAUCGCCUGUGGUUCAGCCUGGCGUCACGUCGGACGCGGAGACUAAGGGAGAUCUCCGAGACUGCAACUUCAAGUCUGUACGCAAGUCCAAGGAGAAAAGCUUGAACAGUUCGAGUGAAGCCAAGGACAAACUGGGCGUAGGUUAG
This is a messenger RNA of Ixodes scapularis (black-legged tick), 1671 nucleotides long. RefSeq lists its product as uncharacterized. The record is from RefSeq and is a predicted model, not a curated record. Bases 1 to 1671 code for a protein of 556 amino acids. The transcript has a single exon. Lineage: Eukaryota; Metazoa; Arthropoda; Arachnida; Ixodida; Ixodidae.